Messenger RNA from Symbiodinium sp. CCMP2592, 251 nucleotides. Lineage: Eukaryota; Dinophyceae; Suessiales; Symbiodiniaceae. The record is from the annotation of a GenBank genome assembly.
GUUUCGGCUCGAUGUAUCCCUUUGCAGAGUUGGGCUUCUUCGAAGGCUGCUUCACUGACGGCCUGCCCUGGCCACACCACUUGGGUAUCGCCAAUGUGCACAACUUCGCCCACGGAUCGGCAACCACCUGCCAGGUUGCAGGCAUCCACCGGAUCAUCGAGCUACAGCUGCUGCAAGAGCAAGGACCCUUCCUGGUACACGAAGGCACCGAUGGAGCCGAUGGCUACGACACUGCCGCACUCUUCGUCUAA